UUUAAAAAUGGUCACACGUACUUCCGGGAAGUGUCUGCAUCGGGUGUAAACAAACCUAAGUAAAACAUGAUACACAGUCUUUUCGUAAUAAAUAACACAGGGUAAUAUUGUUAAAAUUUGGAUAUCUUCUCCCCCCUCUCUCUUUUGUAAUUUCAAUUUUCUACAGACAAUUAUUAUUAUUCAUUGCUACAUCAUUUUCAACUUCUUAGUAAGAAUCAAUUUCAAUCCACUUUUGAAAGGCUAACUAAGUUAAGAUAUGAUCUUAAAUUGUCAAUAGCAGAAAAUUUGUUAAAAUCAUGCUUUUAACAUGUAAAAUUUGAUAUCAGACUUUGGUAAAUUCAGAGGAAGCGGCCCGAGUCUAUUUCCAUGGCCGCCAUCUUGGUUGCCUCGACCCGCGCACUUUUACGUGUUCAUGAGUCGAGGCAACCAAGAUGGCGGCCAUGGAAAAAUAAAAUAACUCAUGUUUGCUAAAAUUAGGAAGAAAACGUUAAAAAUUAAUGGCAAAAAUGUGUUAAAUCGAUCCCUAUGCCUAACCCGAACCCUAAAUCACUAAAUCUAUCCCUAUGCCUAACCCGAACCCUAAAUCACUAAAUCUAUCCCUAUGCCUAACCCGAACCCUAAAUCACUAAAUCUAUCCCUAUGCCUAACCCGAACCCUAAAUCACUAAAUCUAUCCCUAUGCCUAACCCGAACCCUAAAUCAAAAUGGAUCCCUAAGUCCCACGCCUAAAGCCACUAGUAAAAACACAUGGAAUUUACGUAAUGUGGUAAGAAAACAAUAAACAUUAACAAAAAAAUGCCCAAAAUAAAUAAAGAAAUGAUGAAAAUCCAACUUACAGUUUCAUGAAAUACACUUUUACACACUUUAUUUCAGUUUCCAAGGAAAAUGUAGCCACAAAAUGAAUUAAUCUCCACACCUCACAGGCACCCCAAAGAUAUCAAAGAUGGGGCAACCAAAUAAAAAUGAUAAUGAGCCAACCGAUCAAAAUUUUAAAAUUACAAUUAAUCAACCAAUAAAAUUUUAAUUCCGAAAAUGUAACUCUUUUAACAAAAAAAUACAAAAAAUAAGGGGAAUUAACCAAAAGAAAGUCGUCGUGGGCCGCUAAAUCUGAAAUAGCCCCAGACGUUUGAUGUUUGGCAAUCUUUCCCCACAUUUUGUCUCAGUCUCAAUACUCUCAACCACGUUCAUUUCAUAUACCCACAUACAAAGGGAGGUUAUCAGUGAAUAUCAGGUCGAACUCCUAGUUUGCCCAUCCAUUUCAUUAUGAUAAAUAAAUGUUAUUAUAUUAUAUUCAUGUCAUUUAUUUUACUUUCCAUGACUCCCCAAUAGAAUAGGGGCCAUCCAUAAAUGACAUCAUGAUCAUCAGUGGGGUGGGGUGUCAGAUUUUUGUGAUGAGAGUGAGUGGAGGGCUUAAGCAAUGUGACGUCACAUGGAAAUAUUGGAAAGCAGAAUAUUAUAGUAAAUAUUGCUAGAAUUUAUGUCAAAAUGUGAUGACAGGAGUCAUUAUAUUAGGACUACCAUGUGAAGUGGGAUGGAACUAUAGAGAUGGUUGACCGGGUGGGGGGUUGGUAAAUGCUCAGGCCUGCACAUCUCAAAAUGUAAGGCGGGCCAUAAUACUUUAUGAAAAACUUUUGCAGGCCGAUAGAUGAUAGGACAUGGAGGAAAGCUAUUAAGAAAAUAAUAAUAAUAAAUAAUAUUUAUUUACUUGGUGGGACGCCAAGUGGGUGGUGGCGGGCCACAUGCGGUCCGCUGGCCGUAUGUUGUGCAUGCCUGCUCUACUAGGGCAGGGAUUCUUAACCCUUUUUCAGCGCUGCAGGCCCACUCUGUUUUUAACAUCCCCCCACCUCAACCAUAUAAAUUAUAUUGUAAUAAAAUUUAAAAUAUGAAAAUUAUUAAAUAAUUUAGUUAUCAUAGUUAUAUCUUUAAUUAACUUUUAUAAAUUAGGAAAAAAAUUACCAAUUUAAAUAAUGCGCAAACAAAAUUCACCAGAAAAAACAUUUACUGCUGCUAACUGCUAAUCAAAAUGCAUAAAAACUGAUAUUUUUUAAAAAGCAGCAACAACUAGCAAUGGCCGCAAAUACAGUUUUCUGGUUUUCCACACAUCAUGGUUGGGGAAGUACUUUUACCCCUGGUUAAGAACCAAUGUUCUAGUGAAAUGUUUCUGACACAGGUGCAGUUAUUUGAUAUCAAUGGGAGGUGAAUUUCUUUACAUGUUUGUUAAGAACAGUGGUGGACUCAGGGAAUUUUUUAUAAGUGGGGGGGAGGUGCAAAUAUUUGUGACAUUAUAUUUGAAGGGGUAUAACUAUUUGGGACGAUUGGGGGUGGGGGGGGGGGGAGGGGGCUAACAUCAGCAAAAUGUGACUUCAUUUAUGGAUGGCACCAUACUCAUCUACACUACACCCUCCACACCAUGUAUGUCAAUGUCAGUGUUAACUCAUGGUUCAAGAGCUAGAUGUCCCUAUCAUCUAUGCCAGUCCUCAUUGGCCUGUUUGUUCAUAGUAUAUUUAAAGCAAGUACAUGAACCCUAUCAUUAAAACUCAGUUACAUUGUUGAAUCAAAGAUGUCCCCCUUGCAUAUUCUACUAUGACACUCAUAGGGUUUUCACGGAAAAUUACAUAUGAUGCAGCCUCUUGAUAUGUAACCCAAUAUCUUUUUAUUUCAAGUCUUUAGUAGUCUAACAAAGUAAAAAAAUUGAGAAUACCUUUCAUUAGUUUAAGUUAAGUAAAUUAAGUAUCAGUUGGUCUAGCCAUAACUGAAAGUAGUUAUGUCAAACUACUACUACUUAAACUAAUUCUAAUAAUAUAUCUUACAUCUUUUUACAUAUAGAUUGACACUUUAUUCAUGAGGUAACAACUGGAACUAGUUUGUUGUUUUUCCUUUUUUUUUAAUUCAGAAAUGAAUUUUAAAAUGCACUAUUGACUUUCAGUGAUGUGUUUAUGGAAAAACAUUGGAAAAGUGUUGUGAAUAAAUCAAUAUGUGAUUAUUUCUUUGAAGCUCAGAGCAAGGUAAACUUUGUCCUUCAUUCUGUUGUCUUUUUAAAGAUUAAUCUGUAUCACAUUAUAAUUAUAAACAGAUUAUUUAUAUGGCAUGGAUUAUUAUCUAUAAAUAUCAGGUUUUGUGUCCGAGGAACAAGUAAAUAACAUUCUAUUACUAUUUGAUACAGGUCAUUUAAAUAGUGUGAUAGUUACUUUUUGCUUUUUUAAAUUUAUACCAGGCAUCCAACCCAGAAGAUGUACCACCUGUCAUUGCAACUCCACAUCAUUACCUCAUCAACAUUUAUCGCAGUAAUUUAUUUUUUGUUGCAGUUGUGACAACAGAAGGUUUGUAAUUCAUCAUGAAUUUACAAUAAUGGGCAAUAUUUGUUAAAAAUUAUUUAGUGAGUAUGUUGACAAACAUGUAUUAUUAUGUUAUGGCAUUUUUAUUUUAGGAGAUCAUGAUCAUAAUCUCACUUAAUUUUUUUUAAAGACACAGAUAGAUCUUAAAGGAGUCUAUAUAAAUAAAGGAGCUGUAAGAUUUUUGGAGACGAUAUGAAAUGUGUUCAAGAAACAUGUGUUGUUCAUAUUUAUUCUUUACAGUGCCACCGCUAUUCGUUGUGGAGUUUCUUCACAGAAUAUGUGAGACAUUCGAAGACUACUUCUCUGAAUGUACAGAGUCAGUCCUUAAAGAGAAUUAUGUCAUAGUGUAUGAGGUUGGUCGCUCUUUCUAUCCUACGAUUUUGUCAAAUAUUCACAUUUUUAAAGAUGCACUAUACUUUCAAAUUUAUCCGAUGACUAAAGCUCAUAAAAUAUUGUCAGAGAGAUAACUCUUGUUUGCUUAGUGGAGGAUUCUUUCAAAACAAGACAUUCACUUUUCAUUUUGUAUUUUAUUUUUUUAUAUUUACCAUAUAUACUUGCGUAUAGGUCGGGACUUUAGUUUGUAGUUUGCAAAUUAGGGUUUUAGUGGUGGAUCUGAAGAUAGGUCACACCCUAAGUUAAGGGAGUUACAUGGCCCUUUUUUAAACUUAAAUAUAACUGUUUUUUUAAACAGACAUUACAAAAAUGUUUUCAUAACAACUUGAAAACUGGAAACCAAUCGCCAUAAACCACAUAAUAAACUACGUCAUAGACUGUGUGAGCUUUAAAAGAUAUUUUAUUCAGAAAGGAUUCCCCGCGAGAGCAAACAAGAAAACACUCCUCUUACUUUGUAUAAAUGACUAUGUCACACUGAAAUACAGUCUGCAAAAUGGAUGUCCAGUGGAUCGGUUGUACGCCUGAUUUUUAUCAACAUUUUUGUUUUUUUAAAAGUGCGACCUGUACGCAAAUAUACACAAUAAAUUGUAUAAAUUAUAAUUUAUAAUCUUAUCUUUUUCCAGUUACUUGAUGAGAUGCUGGACAAUGGAUUCCCUCUGGCUGUGGAGUCCAACGUUCUCAAAGAACUCAUCAAACCUCCAAACUUUCUCAGGACGAUCACGGACACAGUUACAGGGAAAUCAACUGGGUAAUUAUGGAUCCUGCUCGUUAAAUCCAACUGUUGAGAUAUAAGUUUGUUGGUGAUUCAGGCUGUGCAAGGGUUACUAAAGUGUGAUGAGGGAUCUUAAUGUCAACGCCUGUUGUUUCCGGUGUGAAUAUUUAAAUUAGUAGAGUGCAACCUUAUUGAAUGAGGAGAUUUUGUCAUUCUGUUUUUUUAAUUUAUGAUUAUUGAGUAUGGGUUGGUAUUUCAGUGUUGGCGCUACACUUCCCACUGGCCAGUUGUCUAACAUUCCAUGGCGCCGCACUGGUGUCAAAUACACCAACAAUGAAGCUUACUUUGAUGUGAUAGAGGAAAUCGAUGCCAUCAUUGACAAGUCUGGAUCCACUGUUAUAGCAGAAAUUCAGGGCUAUGUAAGUAGAUGGGCAGCUUUAUCAAUGAGCGCCUGUCUUUUGUGAUAUUUAUAUAUAUAUAUAUAUAUAUAUAUAUAUAUAUUGAUAUAUGAAAAUACAUUUUUAAUAAAUUAUGAAAAUACAAAAUAAAUAACAAUUGAUGCCAUCAUUGACAAGUCUGGAUCCACUGUUAUAGCAGAAAUGCAGGGCUAUGUAAGUAGAUGGGCAGCUUUAUCAAUGAGCGCCUGUCUUUUGUGAUAUUUAUAUAUAUAUAUAUAUAUAUAUAUAUAUAGAUAGAUGAAAAUACAUUUUUAAUAAAGAAUGACAAUACAAAAUAAAUACCAAUGAAUACUGAUGUCAGCAAAGCCUUCUGUCAAUAAGAACACUGACAUCAGCAUAGCCUUCUGUCAUUAAAUUUCCUGUCUUUAGUUAUAGUGUUGUUAAAAAAAAAAUCUAUAUUUUUCAGAUUGACUGUUUGAUAAAACUGAGUGGCAUGCCAGACUUGACAUUGUCAUUUGUCAAUCCAAGACUUCUGGAUGAUGUCAGCUUCCAUCCGUGUGUCAGGUUUAAGAGAUGGGAGGUGAGGAGGCUAGAAAAAAAUGAAGGGAAGAAAUAUUAAAAAGAACUACUUACACAAACGAGAAACAAAAUAGAAAAUCUUGCCGAUAAUCAGGGCGAUUAAAAGCAUGCAAUAUAAUGUUUUUGAACUGAUCAGUUUAUUUAAGUAUUAAAUUUUAUCUUGUUGCAUACAUUUCAUUGUCUUUGUUUUGGUUUUUUUCAGUCUGAGAAGAUUUUAUCGUUUGUUCCCCCAGAUGGUCACUUCAGGAUGAUGUCAUAUCACAUAGGAUCAAAUAAGUAAUAAUUUAGCCGAUGUCACAGAGUUAAAGUUUGUUUAAUUAUUUGAAAAUAGUACCGUCGUCCCUCGUUUAUCGCAUUUAAUCAGUUCCAGGCUCUACCACGCUAAGUGCAUUUCCACGAAAGGGGGACUCUUUAUUUAUACAUUGAAUAUUUUUGUAUUAAGAGCAUAGAAAACUUGUUAACAACCCUCUAAAUACUGUUUAACAUUAUUAGUUCCUCUUGGGUGCUUAUAUACAUAGGCAUACGGUCCAUAGGUACAGUAAUUUUAAUUGUAAUACUGGGGUGUAUAAUUGACAGCCCAGCGCACGCUGUAUCAUGAGCAACUUUUUAAUGAAUAUAUGUUAUAUGUGAAAAAAAUGCAACAGAGUGAAGGCGCGAAGUGGCGAGGGACGACUGUAUAUACUUUUAAGAACACAGGCUUUUUUUUACAUUUAAAUUUUUUAACUUCUUUUCUAAUUGUGGAUGUCUUUAACAGUCCGCACUGUAGCAACAGUAGUUCAAAUUGUUAUACAUGUACAUGACAAAAGUACAAUUGGUACAAAAGGCAUAUUGUCUGAUGGGUGUGCUGCAAAGUCUAAUGGAUGUUCUGACAUCAAGCCUUUUUCACAAUUCAAAACCACUAGAAGUACAAUUGGUACAAAAGGCAUAUUGUCUGAUGGGUGUGCUGCAAAGUCUAAUGGAUGUUCUGACAUGAAGCCUUUUUCACAAUUCAAAACCAGAAAAAGAGCUUCCUUCAACCUGCUGUUGCAUUUUGAUCAUGUUUUCUGUCUUAGCUUUGCACUCAUUAUUUCUUGAAUGUUAGUUGAUUUAUUGCACACUUUCUAACUUCCUGGGUGUGUUUUGGUCAGCUGAGAAAAGUCUUUAGACAAGGUUUUCAAUGCUCGCUUGUUUUCUUUGUACUUUAGAUGGCGCUGCACCUAUCAAAGUUGGUCUCCUUAAAUCUGCAAAGAUACAACUGGAAAUUUAGUUGUAAUAUUAUAUCCUCUUAUCUCUUCCCGUACAGUAUGGUGGCCAUACCACUCUAUCUCAAGCACAAUAUCAACUACAGGGAGGGCAGUGGAGGCAGGUUUGAGGUGACCAUAGGCCCCAAACAAACCAUGGGCAAGACAGUAAGUUGUGACCAUUUUGUAUUCGGCCCUUUAAUACAUAUUCAUCAUGGCAGAACUUGAAGGCACUGUUCUGGUUUUGCAACUCAGACAGCAAAUUUUACUAUUAGUCGUCAGAUUCAAAUAAAUUUAUCACAAUAAUAUUAAAUUAUGCACACAAAAAAAUGAAUUUCCUGCUUUUUCAAAGUUCUUCUUCAGUCUAUCAUGGCAUGUCAAGUUGUGUGAAUGUGUACUGUUAAUUGUUUUAAGUUAAAUACAGCAGUGAACCCUCAGUGAAUUUCACUUACACAUAACUGUAUGUCAUAUAGUUAGGUUCCCUGGUAAAAAAGUGUUUUCCAUUAUUGCCAACAUAAAUUUACAUCAGUGAAUGAAAUUUUGACAUGUUUUUUCCCGUUUUAAACCUUUAAACGGUUGGCUUCAGAUUCUAAAAUACCCAUGCCCCUGGGCUCUUGUGGAAAAUUUCAACAAAUUGACACACAAAGAAACAAAAUCACAGGAUUGAUAAAAAUUAAAUAAAUGUUUUUUCUUUCAAUCUAAGUUUGUCUGUAAGUAGUCCAUUACUACUAUAAAUGUAUCACCAGUAGAACAUUGUCUUAGAAUUGGUGUAGAACAGCAUAGUAGAAGGUCAUUUAAACACCCCUAAAUUUUUCAUAAAAACCAGGGCUAGCACUAGGGUUAAAUCCUUGGGGGGAGCCAAUAUCACGCCUCCCCCCCCCCCCCUUUUUUUUUUCCUACAAAAUAUUGUAUUGUUUCCUUUAUUCUCAAAGCACACAUCAGUAGUACUAGUAGUUGAUGAAUUCAAUAGAUCGUCACUAUCAAUGUCUAUUUGAUUUAUUUAUUAUAAUCCUUUUUCAAAACAGGAUAGUAAUCUUUUGAAUCAUUUACAUUACGGUAUCAUCAACCUGCUCUGUUUUAGGUCCUUUAGAAAUAAAAAUUUUAAAAUUUUCUUCACCUCAAUACAUUGCAAAACAUUAAACAAAAACAUAACAAAUACAAUGCAUCAAUGCUUUAUUUAGGGAUUAAACCCCAAUGUUUUUGUACAGGAAAUAUAGAAAUUGCGUCACCUUUUGGCAUUCUUGAGAACAAAUUGGAAGGCAUUGGAAUGUAAAAAAAUUUUUUUCGCUAGCCAGGGCAGGGGCGGGUAUGGGAAGAAGUUUACAAUACAUUCACUUGGUGACAUCAAUUUCAAGGCUAUUCUACUAGUAGACAGUUGUGGUGGAUAAAAAUAACUCUGUGUAGUUUAAAAAUAAGCCAAGUCCUACCCUGUACUAGGCUUUAUAUAUAACAGAGACUGAAAUCUCGACCUGGCGGGGUGUACAUUUUUAAUGCUCCGACUCAGACCGAUAAAGCAGGAUCCCUAGUUCAAAGGGUUUAUUUCAUUUUUAUAGAUAUCAAAAAGGUUAAGUUUUCUUUUUAACAAAAACAUUCUUGUAAAAUUACAGUUACCUGUUCAUAAAACUAAAUUACAACAUGGUUAUUACUGUUGUACAGAUUGAGAAUGUUGUCCUGGAAGUUCCAUUCCCCAAGUCAGUAUUGAAUGUGACCUUGACCUCAACCCAAGGCAAGAACUCCUUUGAUCCUGUAUCAAAACUCAUGACCUGGGAUGUGGGAAAGAUUGAACCUGGCAAGUUGCCCAACAUUAAAGGAAAUGUAAGUGUUGCCAGUUUUUCAAUAAUUUGCAAAUAUUUUUUUAAAAUAUAUAAUUAUCUCAUUUAGGAGGAUUUAAGUGACCAAAAAAACCAGCUAAAACCUGACCAUCCAAUAAAAAUAGUUCAGUAUAGGAACAUAAAGACAGCCUAUUAACACAACUUUUCCAGAAAUAAAUGCAUAAAAUAAAACACUUUUGUCACUUGUGCUCUAGUCUGAGACCACAGCCACGAAAAUGAAGGCAGAAAAUACAUUUUACAAAACAUCUGUAUGUUUUCUUCAACUCGACUGAAUCAUUAUGCCCGCAGUUACUGAAAACAAGAGUUACUUAGUAUAUUGCAUAUGGUUUUAUCCAAGCGACCCACCCCCCCCCCCCCCCGAUUCCCUUGCUGUUUCUUGACAUUAUUUUCAUAAACACAGUUUUACCUAACACUGUAAAGAAAACCUGGCAAAGGUACCUUCCAUCAAUGCUUAGUUCAAAAGACAAUGUCAAAAAGAAUAUCGAAAUGAAACAGAUUUCAUGGUUUUUUUUUAUAGCAUGCCGGACUUAUAAAAAUAUUACUUUUGUAUGUGAAACAUCUUUCGACACUUAUAUAAUCAUUUUAUUCCUACAUUUGGUUUCAGAUCACUCUACAGACUGGGGUCCCCGUUCCUGAAGCCAAUCCAACAAUAACUGUAAGUUAUCAGAUUUUAAUCCUUAAUCCUGUGCAAAUGAUAGAUCGACUACAAAUUUAAUAAACAUGACAACAAUAAAAAUAUUUUGAAGUCAACAUUCUGUAAUCAAGUGAUAGUGAUAGCAGGCAUAAAAACAAUUUGGAAAACAUAAUUUAUUUAAAUGGGUGCAAUUAAUGCAAAGAAAAUUUUAACCAUCUUAGCAUUGGGAGUGUGUGAAGUCUAUGUAGAUCUAAGUGAAUAUCUCUAUGAUAGGGGAUUUUUACAAUUAAAAACUUUCAAAUAGUCCUGAAAAUGUUCAAACUUACAUUGUGACCUCAACUAGUUGUAGAGACAUGACUUUUUUUUCUUUUCCUCCCCUGACCCAUCAGGUGAUGUUCACAAUCAAUACGUUUGCUGUGUCAGGCCUCAAAGUCAAUCGUCUGGACAUGUACGGAGAGGUCAGUAUUCUCCCAUCAGCCCCCGUUUAAGGUGUGCCCAGGUAGAUUCAGUAUCUGUUUAUGAUGAAAUUGACAAUUUUAUCUCCCUCAUUGCAUUUCCCUUUCAACCAUCUACUGAUAAAACAUGUUCUGACCCCAAUUCAGUAAUUUAUUAAAAUUAUGCAAGAUUUACAUUCAUCUAAAAUAUUUUUGCUGUUUUUCCACUUAAAACUGUGAAUAGCAGUGACCUUUAAACCUUGGCCCUGUGGAAUCUUUUUUUUCCAGUUCCAGGUUUUCAAUAAGCAGUGAGAUAAAUUAGGUUCCUUUCAGUCUUAGUUUUUUCCAAAUUUUCAUUGCUCAUUGUCACAAUGCGUAGUCGUAAUCACACCAAACUGAAAACAAAUAGCCCUACAGAAAAGACAGAAUACAGACACUGGUAACAGCCACAAUAAAAUCAGUCAUUAAAAGAGUUCAUUAACUAAACUAAGCACAAGACACACCGUGCACAAUAAAAUACGUUUGGUGCGCGUCAAUUACUGGUGAAUAUCAAUACUGGAUUUAUUUCAAUAGCACACAAAGAAAUUUCUGCUCCAGUUGAAAAUGGAAGACAUUUGGUUAACAGUAAAUAUGUUGUUACAUUUCAACUGUGUACGGGUAUGAGCAAUCUCACUAUGUAAGUGAACUUUGACCAAACUAACAAGUGUGAAGAUUUAUGUUAUGCUCUUUAAAUUGGUUAGAGGGGAUACACUUGAAUCAAUAACUUAUUAUAACAAAUGUAUUCUUGGGCUGAAGAUGAUUAAUUUAAUCCUUAUUUCAUAAGUUGCUUAAAUCUUUAUUUCAUGUAUUUAUCCUGUCAACCCAUAGUUUUUAUAUAGCUUCCCGUCAACUUUGAGUUGUCUGCCCUGGUUUAUUUUGUUUUCCCCCCUUAUCCUCCUUUGGCACCAUUGAUGUGUUUGAUAUCUGCUUCGAUUUUGUUGUGUUUUUUAUCUAAUCUUUAUUUUUUAAUCGUCCAAGGAACUCUCCCAUAAAUGGGUACGCAUAGUUGUUUUUUUUUUAAAUUUAAGAUGCACACAAUUUUGUACAUUUCCCUGUGCCGUACUUUUCUUUACAUAGAAUAUUAUGCAAAUGCUCUGUUUCAUUUUUUUUAUUACAAUUUUUUUUUUUUUUGUUAUAACAUUUUUAUUUCUUGUUUCUGUAUAUUGGAAACUUUGCACAUUUUAUUGUUUACAUUUGAAAGAUUAAAAAAUAAAAAUGUUUCCCCCAACAAACGUGAUGAAAGUAUUGAGCACUUCUUCUGUGGUUUUGGAAAUCUUCACCUCUCAGAUUGAUGAUAUAUGAAAUAAUGGUGGCACAUUUGAAAACAAAAUGGUUAAAUUUAAUGGAGAACCAACAUUCAGCACUGCAAAAACACUGUCAACACUUCUGCGCUUUCAUAUAUAUAUUAUAUAUAUAUAUAUAUUUAAUUAAUUUAAUUUUUUUUCUAUUUUAUUUUUUAUGUGAAGUUUUGACAUUUUAAAAUUUAAAUGAACUACCAAUGUUUGAAAUGAUCACUCUCCAUUGGAAGUUGAAGGAAGGUACAAAUUGAAUUAAUUUGGAGCUAAUGACUUAAAUAUUGGAGAUUUCCUAUUGAAAAAUAAUGGUUUCACAUAGAUUUUAUCAUCUCCAGUGCCCACAAUUAAGAAUAUAAACCCCAUUAUUAGUUAAUCGUGCUUUAAGCUUCCGCUAUAUUACAAAACUUUUUAAAAUCUUAAGUUCUUAAAAAUAUUGUCCCACUUAUCAUUGGUUCUAUUUUUAACAAAGUCCUAGUAAUAGCUUUAAAUUAAUUAGCAUAUUCUCUUCAAACAAACUGUGACCUUUUUUGUUAACUUUCUAAAAAUCAUAUUUAAUUUAAACUAUGCUGCAGCUUGCACAAUUAUGUAACAUGAAAUUUAUUCGCCAAUACAGUACUUACUAAUAGAAAGUACUCCCAUUCUCGAAUAUUUACUAAUACUAAUAGAAAUUAAUACAAUUCCCAAUACUUAUUUAUAGAAAAGGAAAUUAAAUUAACAAAAUUUAAUGUUACUUUUCCCACUCAGAAAUACAAACCUUUCAAGGGAGUCAAGUACAUCACCAGAGCUGGCAAGUUCCAAGUCAGGACCUAGCUUCUGUCAGUGUGUUCUUUAUUGUAUAAUGUAUUGAUGUAAGAUAUUUUGUCUUAUCACUUUGUGAUAUCGUGAGACCAAUUUUAAGCAGAAGUUUGAAAUUGAGUUACAUUUAUUUUAAAAUCACCUUGUCUUAACAAACGAGACACCAAUUAGUGUAUAAUGAAAGAAUAGCUUAUUCAAAUUAAUUAUUUUUCAGCAUCGAUUUUAUUUCUGAAAAGACAUAAUUAUGGCAGGAUAGCUACACACUAUUUCCAAAAGUGACUGACUUUUGAGACAACAGGUUGGAGAGGUUUGAUUUAAUAUAUAGAGUACCUGUAUUUGAUUUUAAGAAGAAUUUAAGGAGUAUUACUCCUUUCAAGGAGGGGGAAGAGAGCAAGAGAUCUUCAGUGGUGCGCAGCUUUCCAGAAAGUAGAUGUAUGACUGCAGAUUGCUAGCUAUAACAAUAGCUUUGUUUUUAUCCUGUAUUCAAGAACUCUUAAUCCUCUUUAGCAAAGCCUCAAUCUCAGUCCAGAAAACUACUAAUAGGGUUUACAUAUUUAAAAAAAAAUUCAACAGAGAAAAGCUUGAAGACGGAAUGAGACAAAUAGGUUAGGUUUAAGACAUUGGUUGAGAAUUUUUGAAGACAAAUGUGCAAUUUUUUAAUAUUAUGUUUUUUCAAUAAUUAUUUUUUUUCAUUUUUAAAUUCAACAAUAAAACAAAAUAUCUAAUUUUCACAACUUCAUCUUUGCUUGGCGUGUUUUUUAGCCUGUAGUUAGCUGACAAGUUGACGGUCAGACAAAAAAGACAUUCCUUUCAAUUAAUUAAACUUUAAUGCACCCUUCCAUUGCCAUGUAAUUGGGGGGAAUAUUGUAUGUUCAUUAGAGUUAGAGCAGCUUCUCUUGUGCCGCACUGAAUUAUACCGACUGAAUAUUUGUGCUUUAUGGUCAUGAUGAUUUCUUGAUGACCUCAUGCAGGCCGAGGCCAAAUGUAACUAUGGUAGUUUAAAUCUGGUGAGAUUCUGUGCAUGUCUCAUUUACGAGAUCUAUCACUUGUAUGUUAAUGUUAUGUUAGUUUAAUCAU
Molecule: messenger RNA, 12742 nt
Organism: Lymnaea stagnalis (great pond snail)
Lineage: Eukaryota; Metazoa; Mollusca; Gastropoda; Lymnaeidae
Source: the annotation of a GenBank genome assembly